GUGCAGUCUUAUUAGGAAAUCUAAAUCAAAGUAAAAAAAAAUUUUUGGGCUAUAUAGUUUAGUUGACAAUACAACAGUGUUUCGUUAUUCAACCUUUAUUUAUCCUGUGCGUUUAGCAAUCGCGUUCUGAAAUUCUAAAAAUCAUCAAAAGGAGAUCUGGCAUUAAAAGCAUAUUUUCUAGUUUGCGUUUGAGAACAAGGAAAAAAAUAACAUGCUGUUUAUUAGUUUGGUUAUGUGUUAAACUAAGGUAAAAAAAUUUUCAUCUUAAAAACGUUCUAUUCCCCAUGACAAAAAUAGGACUCAACAUUUUUUUUCCAAAAAAAACUUUAUUGUAAGAAUUUAGAGCCAAAGAGCAUUGUCAUGCACACAUCCAUUAGAGAAACUAAUAAAACUCUGCAAUGGAGAGUCGUGACAUACGUUACACGUUAAGUGAAACUACUUCUUUUUAUACGUUCUGAAAACAUAGAGCACAAAGAAAAUUAUUUUCAUUUUAGUAAUAAAUCUAUUUUUAUAAUAAUGUAACUUAAAAUGCCUACCUGCUUGACUUGUGGUUGUUCAGAAACCACUGGGAGAGUUAAACAUAUAAAACCUAUGAUACAAUCAACAUGGAUGGAACUUCCAUAUUAAAUCGCAAUCAUUCUUUAAAAAGAAAACGCUGGAAGAACGCAAACAUGUAUUGCAUGUAAGAAUGGCGGAAUCUCUAAGAAACGCAUUUAAUACUGGUGAGGAUGCUAUUAGCUAUAGAAGAUCACUUGAACAACGGAUGCAAAAGAAUGUUUUAAAAGAGACAGUGCAAAAUCUUAGUUUAACAAGGUUGUCUUUAACAGAAAACAUGAUUAGCCAACCACAAUCACUAGCUAAUGACUUGAUUGAACUUUUAGAUCGUGUUAAAAUUCCAUUAAGUGUUUCCUUCUUGAAUGUGUCUUAUUCUGGCUGGGGUAAGAAAGAUAUGAUUACACAACGUUUCUUAGCUGAUCAUCAGGACAAAUUUUCAUUGGUAGUUCUGGGAAGCGAUCUUAAAGUUCAGUUAAGGUCAAGAAGUAUCGAGGCAAGGUGUACAGAAUCCUCAAAUGAGGUUUUUCAACUAAUUCAGCUAUUUGAGAAAGAUAUUAACAAACUUAAAAUGUUGCGAAAUUCUUUCCAUUCUCAAAAUAUUACUGAAGUCUCUUAUGAUACAUUCAUAACUAAAUAUAGCACAAACAAACACAAAAUGAAUUUGUCCUUUAUCCUUCGAAAUAGCCACUCAUUAGAACUUGUGGUGCAAGAUAGAGGAACGUACGUUCGAUUUUUAAAAGACAACACAAUGAAUGUAAUGAUGACAGAGAAAGAGGUCUGGAAUAUUUUGAUUCUGGAAGGAUUAGACGGUUUCUUAGUUGCUUGUUUAAAAAGUUUGCUCGCCAAAUUUUUUAUACCAAUAAAUCAGGGUACUUUGCAAAGUUGCUUUAAUUUUGGUCCACCCAUUGAUAAGCUCUUCUUGCAACAACACAAUGACGUAUUUCAAGGUGCUGGAGAAGCUGGUGUUACUCUGAAAUCUAACAAAGUGAAUUACACUACCACAAUAAUAAACAAUUCAACACCUUCGAAAAAGAAUGUAGUUCAAAACAAGGAAACAGUUAACAGGGAAGUGUUUACAGUUGAGGAUGUUGCAAAAUCUUCUGGUGAGAAGACUUUUUUAAAGUGUCCUGAAAAUAAAGAAAAUGAAAAUGUUCAAAAAAGCGAAAAAGACGAGACACUGGAAACAGUAAGACAAGCAAUUGAUAAGAAUCAUUCUGUUGUUUUGCUUGGUGAUGGUCAACUAACACCAUUGUUUGUUGAUAUUAACAAAAUGGAUGCAAAAAAACGUUUAAGAGUAUUGUUAUGUAUUCGUGAUGCUAUUGAUAAUGAAUUGUGCAAACGUGAGUAAGGUUAACAAUAAUAAAAUUCAUUCAAAUUUUUACUAUUUAUAAAUUAUAUAUCAUUGUUUUUAUUCUUAUACAGUACAGCUAGAACACAGAUAUUUAACUGUUAUAAAACAAACUUGCAAGCACAAGCUCUGUUUUUUAUAUGAAACAUAACCCUGGAUGUUUCUAAAAUUAAAAAAGACGUUUAUGGCAGGACAUCAAAACGCCUUUUUAUCUAAACCUUGCAUUCAUAUUACCCUUCUUUAAACGUUAGCAUAUGAAGUGAAGGACGAAAAAGAAGAAUCAUUUUGUUUCUAUGGUUGAAAACUGUGUGGCCUAUAUUAUCUUUUAUAUAUCUCAUUGCAUAUUUGUAUAUUUAUGUUUUUAAUUUGCAAUUAGACUAAGCCUUGAAAAUUGUAAGUAUUCAAUUAGUUGCAGUUUAUGUUGGUAGAAUAAUUUAUUUUGUCCCUUCUUUCUCAUUGUGAAAAUUAUUGCAAUUUAUAUGAUUCUUUAUACAGACAUUUUUAACAAAAAGAUCUAGAAGAAUAGUGAAAAAGAGAAAAAUUUGUGGUGAAUAGUUUAGCUAUAGGGAGUCUAGAUUUAUUAAAAAAUCAACCUCAUGUUUUGAGUCCUGGUUUUAUUUUAAACAUCGAAUCAUAUCUAGUAUCUUAUCAAAUUACUUUUUUUAUUAUUUUUACUGAAUAUUUAUUGUAUAUUUCUAAGUAUUAAAUUUAAAUUUCUGUUGUUGUUACUGGUGUUAUGUGU
Messenger RNA from Hydractinia symbiolongicarpus, 2645 nucleotides. RefSeq lists its product as uncharacterized. The transcript is spliced from 2 exons. Lineage: Eukaryota; Metazoa; Cnidaria; Hydrozoa; Anthoathecata; Hydractiniidae. The coding region runs from base 689 to 1903 and encodes 404 amino acids. The record is from RefSeq and is a predicted model, not a curated record.